This is a messenger RNA of Ictalurus punctatus (channel catfish), 2707 nucleotides long. RefSeq names its product four-jointed box kinase 1 (gene fjx1). Gene Ontology annotation, biological process: cell-cell signaling. The record is from RefSeq and is a predicted model, not a curated record. The coding region runs from base 344 to 1603 and encodes 419 amino acids. NCBI's taxonomy places the organism in Eukaryota, Metazoa, Chordata, Actinopteri, Siluriformes, Ictaluridae. The transcript has a single exon.
AGGCGGAGGAGGAGGACCUGAACACCGAGAGAGCGCGCUGAACAUCUGCGACUCACACACACACACACACACACACACACUCACACACACACAUCAGCGUCUGGAUGAAGGAACGGUUCAGUUGUACGAGAUUAUGCUGUGUUCUUGGGAAGUCUGAGAAUGAACGGAGAUGAGCAGUUUGGUGCACAAGAGCGGUGAAAUUCUAGCAGCACAAGAGAAAUACCGCGUGCACGGCCCCAGUUUCUCAGCACACUUCUGUCUUACAGCAUCGUGAAUGGAGGAGGAUAUGUAGUGAAUGAGUAGCUUGUGAGGCGGGUGGACCCGUAAGUUGCUGUCGGACGAGAUGAGGGCAGUGUGGGUAAACUUGGCGGCGCUGCUGCUGCUCUGCACUUGUGCAGGCGUGCUGCACUUCUGGAGCGGGUUGGAAAAGCGGUUAGAGAGGAACACGCGUAGCGUCCGAGAUCACAGCCUACAUCCCGCCUAUCCUGACCCAUCUCCGGACCUUCCGGGAACUUUCCGAGCUUUACUCGCUGUUCCGCCGGGCUCCAAAUUACAGUCGGUGCGCAACACCAGCGGCAGUGAAACGCUCUCAUUCGGCAGUAAAGAUAACGGACAUGGGUUCGAAUCCACAGAGCGCGAGCUUCAAGCAGGAAACCAGUCAAAGCAGUUUAUAGACGAUGGGAUCUUUUGGAGUCGACAUCUCGAGGAUGGUGUGUCGAUGGGCUUCGCAGAGGAAGACGCCCGCGCGUGGAGACAGCGAGUCCGCCGCGGCCGAGUCGUGUCCCUGGAGCCCGGCUGCGGCAGGACGUCCAACCAGCUGGCCACUUUCUCGGACGGAUCCCGUGCGUGUGUACGUUACGGCAUUAACCCAGAGCAGGUGCAAGGAGAAACACUGUCUUAUUACCUAGCCGCUCUGCUCGGGAUCACCAACGUGCCGCCGCUCUCGCUUUUGCGCCUCGAUGGCGAGCAGUGGACGCACGUGAGGCGUCGCAUGGAGGCGCUACAGUGGACACCGAGUGCCGUGGUGUCCCUCAGCGAGUGGGUGCCCGAGCUCAGCCCGGCCGUCGUGCCUGCUCCUUUUCGCCGCUCCGGCCUCGGGUUGCGACCGCUACAGCUCGAGCUUCAAACCAAAACGAAAGCGGAGCUGCUCGAGCUGGUGCAGUGGAGCGACCUGGUUGUGUUCGACUACAUCACAGCCAACUUCGACCGGCUCGUGAGCAACCUGUUUAGCCUGCAGUGGGACGCCAAAGCCAUGGAGAGAGACGCGAGCAACCUGCUGAGGACUCCUCACGGCAGCCUGGUCUUCAUCGACAACGAGGCUGGACUAGUGCACGGCUACCGUGUGCUGGAUAUGUGGGAGAAGUAUCACAGCGUGGCGCUCGGUUCUGUGUGCGUGUUCAGGAGGAGAACAGCGCGGCGCGUGGCGGAGCUGCACCGGCGAAGGGACACGCGCGCACGCCUGCUGCAGCUCUACCGGGACAGCGAGCCUUUAGCGACUGAGCUCGGCUUUCUGUCCGACGAGCACGCGAGGAUACUACAGGAUAGAAUAAACAGAAUUCACGAGCACAUUUUGCACUGCAAUGAAAAGCACGAAAAACUGUAAGGUUUUUGUCGUUCUGUGUUUUUUCCCCCCUCGCGUGGAUCCUGCUAUCACAUUAGUAUGGAUAAGGACUGCUAGUUACCAAGGUGACCAUUACACCACGCGACCCGUGAACUGUGUUCACUGUGACUUCUGAAUAUCUGGACUAGCUACCUCCUGUAGGGACAAACCUUUAAAUGUGGCUAAAUAGGCUACUGUUUGUUUUGUAUAUGCCAUUACUUUAAGUUUUAAAAGUCUUAAUUUCACAGGAAACACAAUGCAUAUUACUUGUGAUAGAAUGAGUCAUGAUAAAAUGUUGUUGUAAACACACUGGAGACAGGCCUAAGUGCUGAUGUAUGCUGCUUCUUCUGCCAUUUUUGUCUUUUAUUAAUUGGGAUGCACUAAUCCCAUUAUUUCCAUUUAGGGCGGGCUUAAAUUAUUGUUAAUAAAGAUCCCCAAUAUCGAUCCAAUAUUGACCUCCUUAAAGUAACCGGGCAAUUUUCUGCAAGCUUUUGUUUCCAAGUUUACAAAACAUCGUCCAUGUGAUGCUGGUGUUAUUUAUGACAUGUUGUGUCCUAUGUUUAAGGCAAGGUCUCUUUUGGGCCAGUCAAAUUUGUUGCAAGAUACAUCAGUGGCUCGUAUCAGAAAAUACGUCAAAUAAGAUAAAUACUGAUCCAGAAUUUCACACAGUAUCAGGCCAAAAGGCAAUACUCAGUACUGGAUGGAUGAAUCUCUAUUUUUUAGAAUAUUUUCCUUGAUAAACGGUUACAUCUGGAUUAACACAAGGCUGACAAUAUCUGUAAUUUAUUGACAGUACUUAGUUCUUUGCAGAGAGUGUUGAAAUGGUAAUAUUCAAACUGCUGAAAGGUCAAUGAUUCAUAUAAAAGGACAUCUUUGAUUAUUCUCCGUAGCUUCACAAUUUCAUUCAUGGCCUUAAUGAAGUGGUGGGAUGUGCAUUGAAUUGAAAGUGUGUUGUGGGAUUUUGCUUUGUGAACUCUGAAUUCUAUUUAACUAAUUUAAAUCACAAUCUGUGAUAACAUUCCAGUUCUUUUUUAUAUUAAAAAAGUUGUCAUUUUUACAUGCCAUUAAAUCUAGUGGAACUAAAGUGUUUCACUAUGUUGAACACUA